AAGUCACCAAGUUGACGGAUUCUGUUAGUAAGAGGAAUCCUUCGAGGAAAUAUGGCAAAAUAAAAAGGCUGCAUCGUUAGAUUUUCUAUAGUGCAUGCACCGGGAGGAUUUUAUUCCUCUCCAUCUCCCCGAUCCGUGUUCUGGUUUUAUCUAUACGUCAAGAAAGAGAGAAAGAACAGCACAGGAGGGAGGAGAAACCCAAAAAGAUUCCGAAACCGGAAGGCAAUUCCAAUUCCCAGCUGUGAACAAAAGGGACAACAAAAAGCCUCUUCCCUCAGUAGAGGAAUCCUCCCAUCGAUCUCUCCUCGCCUCCCCCUUCGCGCCAGCUUUCGCCUUUCCCAACUGCCCCUCCUCCCAAGCUCCUCCAAUGGCAGCCUCUUGAAGCCGACACAGGCCUCAUCUUGUGCGUCGAAGCGUUUCUUUGGUUCUUGAGGCCGUUGGCGGAGAUGGGGGUUCGUUUUUCUUGAUUUUUUUUUAUUGGAUUUUGGUGGGAAGUUGGGAUUUUGAUACGGUCUCUAGGUGUUUUCUGGGGUUUUUCUAUCAACUAAAGGAUCUGCUGGGGUGUUGGAAUUUGUGGAGACGAAGGGUAACAUCACCUUUAAAGGUGGAGUCUUGAUGGAAAAACGUGGGAGAGCUUUGGGAGUUGUUGUUUGAGAAAUAAUUAGUGGUGAUGGAGUGAGCUUAGUCAUUAAGUGUCUGUAAUUGGUGGAAAAAAAAAAAACAAGGAUGGUAGGAAAAGGUCAAGAAUUUUGAGAUUUAAUGGCUCUUGAUGCCAUGCAAAUAUUGGAAAGGAUUGGUGGAGAAGAAAGAAAGCAGUACUUUAUACAGAAUUUAUCUCCGACGAUCAUGAAUUUGACUGGCUUGGUCAUUUAUGAUGAUGUUUAAAUCUGAUCUGAAGAUGGUAAAAUUAAAGGAUAUCAGCAUCAACUUGGAUUCAGUUGGUUCUUAAUUUCAGGUUUUGGAUACAUGUUGGUUCACCUCCAAUUUCCGAGUUAAUUUCAUUUAGGUAGAGCAGGGGACAGUACUCAUCUAGCAUGGCAAAGAGAUCUCGCAGAAGACCUGCACGGGCCAAGAAGGAUCAUGCUGGCUGCAUAUGGGGUUUGAUUAGGAUGCUUGAUUUCCGCCAUGGGCAUUUAACUCGAAAAUUACUUCGAGAUAGGAAGCAUGGGACUGGUAGACAUGCAGGCACUGGAUAUUCAAGGAGUACACUUAAUUUAUUGGGCAAUUAUGAGGAAAAGCAUAAAGAUGUUGAUGAUAUCAAUGAAGAGGUAGCAGGAAGGUUUAGUUUGGAUAUGGUAAGUGUCAAAACACUCAUGGAAGAAGAGAUAUCAAGAGAAAAUUCAUCAAAUAAGAUAUAUGCUGAAGUUGAACAUGCAAGAUGUGAUUUGAAAUCCCAGUUUCAUCUCAAGGAUAAUCACAAGCAAAUAAGUAAGAACUCUAAGACAACAUGUGAUCUUCAUGCCAAUGAUUUAAGAACUUUCACAAGCUUGGACCCUUGUUGGUCUAAUUAUCCAAAUCUGAUGGGGAAGUCUUCUAUCGAUCUCAAACUGCCUGCACUGAUGGCAGAGUACCAUGUAGACAACUGUCGAUGCCAAGAAAAGCAAGUGGAUUGUAAGACUAGGACAAAUUCAAGUACUGCCCUGAAACAUAUAAGUCAUAGCAACUAUAGCCAUCUUUAUAAUUAUGAGCAUCCAGAGCUUGCUCAAAAGCACUCUAUUCUUCAAAGGACACUGCACAAUGAAGCUGAGACUUUGAAAAGUCAGAAGUUAGCUGACAUAAAACAGCUAAAUGGUAAUGGAGUAGUCCGUGAAUCUAAAGAGUUCAUUGAUGCAUUGGAAACAUUAAAUUCAAAUAAAGAGCUUCUUUUAAAGCUUCUUCAAGAUCCAGAUUCAAUUCUGUUGAAGCACAUCCAAGACUUCCAAAACUCUCAGGCUGGUAAACUGGCAACACUGGAAUCAUCAAAGAAUUUUGAAGGAGGCAAAUUGAUAGGAGAAGAGGUUAAAAGCUCAGGCCAAUGUGAUCAAUCCACCAGUCAUAAGCACUUGAAUAACCAAAUCAGACAUUAUCCUGUUAUUAGAAAAAUGGAAGAGUCAAACAGCACAAAUCUGUCAAAGGAGGGUGGUGGUAAUUCCAAGGUGUUAGAUAAAAUAGUAGUUUUAAAACCCAGUCCAGCAAGAAUUCAGAACUUCUUAGAUAUGAGUAGUUCCAACUCUUCACCUCCAUCACAUCAAAGCUUACAACAUCAGAAAGACACUGGAAGAGUUUCAUCCCAUUUUUCUCUAAAAGAAAUCAGGAGGAGGUUGAGACAUGCUAUAGGUGAGGGAAGAAAGGAGCAACAUCCAAUCACUACCGAUGGUGUUCUUCAUAAAAUUCCAUAUGGAUUUCAUGACUCAGGAGAUAAACGGAUUGCUAGGGAGAGUGCAGGCAUCAAUUUGCCAAGUAAAACUUCUCCAAGAACAGAACAUACUCAACCCACAGUUUUUGCAAUCAGAAGACAUGAUAGAGCCAAGCCAAGAGCAAGCCAACCUAACAUCAAGGAUGAGUUCAUUUCAACAAGGACCACUCAUCACAGAAGACUGAACUCAGCAGCUGUUGCUCAAUCGCCAAAUAGGGAAUCGGUCCUUAAAGAGGAGACCAAGAAACACCUUUCAGAGAUGAUAUAUAGUGUGGAAAAAGAUCAAGUUUGGACAACCCGAGAGGUCUCGAAAACCUUGGGAAGAAUACUUUCACUGCCAGGAGAUAACUUGUUAUCUCCUAGAUUGGCCCCUGGAAGAGACAAGGAGCCUGACUUGUUAUCUCAGCAGAUGGGAUUGUCUUCUAUGCAGCAACUAAUACAAGAACAUGAUACCAACCUGUCGAGCCCAUCAAGCCAGAAUUUAGAAACUCCACCAUCUACACCACUAAUUGAUGCUGAAUGGCAGGCUGGAGAAGAAUUGAAUCCAGAGGGUACUAUGGAGAAUGUGGAAAUAACAGAUAGCAUAUGCAUGGAAGAAAGCAGGCAUUUGGAUGUCUCCUCGGAAUCUGAUGACACUAAGUUCAGUGUAAUGAGUGAAGGUUGCAACAAAGAAAUAUCUUAUAUGCAGCCAGGAUUGGAGCCACAUGAAGAGAUGCAACAACCGGUGAACCUAUCUGUUUCAGUCUCACCAGGCUCCUUACCCAUACAUGAACUAGAAUUACCUCAAUGCAUCAUAGAAAAUCCAGAGCACCCAAGUCCAGCAUCUGUUCUUGAACCCUUCUUUUCAGAUGCUAUUAUUAGCCCUCAGAGUGCAACAACUGAACCAAAUGAGCUUCCUCUACGGCCCCAAAUCAAUCACGCAGUGGUUGUAACCUCGUCAGUUUCAGCAGUCAACUUAAGAACCUUUGAGGAUGAAAAGAUAGCUAAUUUCAAAUAUGUAAGAACUGUGUUGGAAGCCUCAGGGUUAAGCUGUGACCAAUUUCUAGAGUGGUGGUUUUCAUCAGAACAACUGCUUGAUCCAUCCUUGUUUGAUGAAGUGGAGGUGAUACAUAGUCUAAUGCCAGAUAAUCCCAAGCUUAUUUUUGAUUGUAUCAGUGAAGUUCUUGUGGAGAUCCAUGAGAGAAUUUUUAGUGGCAGCCCUUGGAUGUCUUUCAUCAAACCAUGUGUCCGGCCAUUCCCAGUAGGAGGAAAAUUCAUCCAAGAAGUGUACAAAGGCAUUGAUCGGCAUCUCCAAUUGCAGAUUCCAUGCACAUUAGAGCAGAUAGUUGAAAAAUAUAUGAAUGCUGGAGCUUGGAUGAACCUCCGGCUUGAAAUUGAAAGCAUUGCCAUUGAAAUAGGAAAUGCCAUCCUAGAAGAUUUGAUGGAAGAAAUUGUUGUAGUCUCUUUGGUCUACUAGGGAUUCGUUUCAUUAUGUUUGAAGGACAAUGAACAAGUGCAGUCAGAGCUAAAAUACUGGCAAGGCUUUCCAAAUGUAAACUCCUAUGGAAAUGACUCCAUUGUAGUCUAAGUUCUUAGGUGGCUGUACUGGUUUCUGAUCCCUGACGUAAGGACGCCAGUUCCUUCACGGUUUGGGGGUGUUUCUCACCAUUCUACAGAUUUUACGAGCUUAGGAUUCAGCUGGCUGAGUAUGUAUUAGUUGGUCUUUAUUUGUCCGAUCCUUCGAGUUGCUUAUAUUGUUUUUGCCAUCACCUAUGUUGCAGAAUAGCAAAAAGAAAGGGAUUUCAUUUUAUAGAUGUUGUUCAGAGCUUCCUGAAACUUGGAAAAGGUGUUAGUCAUGUGCUGAGAAUCUUCCAAUGAAGAAUGCUAAUGUUCAUC
Messenger RNA from Phoenix dactylifera (date palm), 4270 nucleotides. RefSeq lists its product as uncharacterized. The record is from RefSeq and is a predicted model, not a curated record. NCBI's taxonomy places the organism in Eukaryota, Viridiplantae, Streptophyta, Magnoliopsida, Arecales, Arecaceae.